AUGUCGUUGAAUAGUUCAUUUGAAAACCUUCAAGCAGCAAAACAACUCACUCAGACUAGUAAUGAACCAUAUAAAAAGAAUUCAGUAUCAUCAACAAACUUUGUCACCAGUGGGAAUUUGUCAGAUAAUCCUAAUGAUUUCAUUACAUACAUAAUACCUGACUUUAACGCAGUCAAGUACUUUCAAAAAGAUUUCAUAGACUCAAACGAAUUUUACCUCAUUGAGGAGUCAGAGGUUACAGGGUUUGAGCUCUACUUAGUUGAGCAAUGGGUGAUCAAUCGUCAUAUUGGCACUAUUGUUACCGCGUUUACCGGUAAUGAGCUGUCAAAAAUAGCUGUUGUCAAAUUUACUAUUAUCAAGAAGCCAACAAAAUAUUAUCCUAUACGGUUUCAGGAGUACCUUACCGAGUUAAUACAGAAUCAUUCGCGAAUGAAAACAGUAGAAAAGUCCUGUCCUUCCACCUAUGCAACGAGAGCUAAUAGUUCUCACGAUUUAUUAACGAUCAAUACAGUUUCAAGCAAGCCUUCUGGAGUAAGGAAAGAAAAGACUGAAAACAAGAAUGAUGUAUGUUUUGUCACAAAUUUGACAUCACUACCGCCUCACUUAAACUUGAUACCGGUGCCCAAUGGAGAUGCCAGACUGAUGGAAGCACCAUUUAUAAUCAACUCGAAUUUGAAAAGAUUACAAUGCACCGGUAGGUCAGUUUCGCUAACCACCGACAAGAUAUCGGAUGCAUCUGAGGACAAGUUUCGACAAAUGUAUAAAAUCUACAACGUCAAGGAGCCGGUAAAGUUUGCUGUGCGGGAACUUGUGAAUGUUGUUCAGACUUGCUUAUUCUACUUUGAUUUACUAGAUGGACGCUAUUGUACAGGAUUGCUAUGCGUCAAGACGGAGGAAGCGAUAAACAGUUGGUGGAACUUGAUUGGUUUGCCACACUUUAACUCGAAACCAAAUAUUAGGUCUGGUAUUCUUCCGGCGAGGACAGUAGCAGCAAUAAUUAGUUUAAUUCUCAGUAUUAGACUUCGACUACAGCUUGUCGGUAUUUCAGAUGUUCCUAAAGAUCCAUUUGAUUUUGAAAACUUUAUGCUAUCUAUUGGUCUGUUUCAAAGACAAUACAAGUUGGAGAAAACUAGGAAAUUGGACAUGGAGACAAUGAAUAAACUAUUUACUACAACUAAUUCUCGAUUGAUGCCAACCAAAAGCGCUAAUUAUUUUUACAAUUCACCGUAUGGAGUUAAUGAUGGAAUUGCUAACGAAGACUAUGACUUGUUGACAUCGCCAAAUCUGAAAUCAACGCAUUCACUGAAGAGACUGUAUGGGAAGAGAGAGUUCAAAAAGUUGACCAAUGUGAUGAAAUCUUCGGUUCAGGAUCGAAUUGCAGCAGCCAGUAAUAGAGAUCCCGAUGAGGGGAAAAGUAAAGGUGUGGGGAUUAGAAAUAGAAUUGCUAAAUUUGCCGAUACCAUGAGUCCGCUAGAUGUUGAGACCAUGGAUUUGGAUGUUUUGGUGAAAAACUAUCUCGUGGGAAAGACUUUGAUAAAGUUAUUCUACGGUGUACAAGCAGGAACCACAUUAAUUCCAUAUGAAAGUACGGAUCAAGCCAACAAAUCGAAAACCGGUGACCACAAGCGGAAGAGUAAAUUGGCCGAAGUGGACAGUCACUUGUACACAUUUGAAAGUUUACGGGACAAGAUUAUCCAAAAUACUCAUAUUCAAUUGUCAUCGUACAACUCAAAGUAUUCACUUGGAAUUACAAAGAGAUUUGGACUACAAAGUCGAAAGAAUGUGCUGGAUGAAAAAGUAAACUCUUCCCACCUUGCUCCUAGGGGUAGUAUGAGGGAACGGUCGCUUCAGUCGUCCUCAUUGGUUGAUUCAUUCUUGCAAAUUGGUGACGAUACCACAUCAUUUGAUGAUAAUAGUCUGACAGAUGACCGCAGACUUAGUGUGCACUCGAGUUUCAAGGAUAUGCAUAAUUCUAACAACCCGCUAGUUCAAUUUAAACGGGACUUGAAUAGACGAAAUUCAUGGCCGUCGUUGCUCAACAAAGAUGAAGAAAAUUUGUCAUCUUUUGUCCAUUUAAAAAGCAAGAAUUUAGCUAAUCCGGCAAUUGUGGAGGUGUGUCGCUCAAGACCUCGUAGUUUUAGCGUUUCCUCGAUUGAGAAUAGCCCAACAGAUUUUACUACAGGUACAGUGUCGAAAGUGUCACAAAUAUAUCUUGAUACAAUUGAUAAUUUAAUCAAGUAUGAAAAUCUACGCGAUUACUAUUUCGAACAUACCAAUGAAGAUGGGUGUGUGUCAAAUGCAGCAUUGGCCAAGUCAUUUCAACUACUCAAUAUCGACUUACUAAAGGUGAAAAACCUCAAGAAUCAAGUGUACACUAACAAGCAUCGCAUCUUGGAGGCAGGGGUUGCUGAUCACCUAAAUUAUAAUCUUGACACCUUAACCAAUACCAUUGAUCGAUUAUCAUACGAGACGAGAAUUGUUGGUAAAAAGAUUAGUGAACUUGAGGAAAACUUCAAGAUUUACAACAACAAACAAGGCGAAGCUGAGAAAAGAUUAAACAAGUUGAUUUGUGAAAUGUUGAGCCAUCCCGACAUGAAUGUAAUCUAUACUGAACAACAGCGCAAGGAGUUUGCUUUGAAAUUGACUGGCAAUGAAAAUUUUGUUGAAAGCAAAAAGGAGGUGAAAACGAUGAGCAUUCUGAAUAUGAUCAAGUACUUAUUUUCCUUCUUUUGGGAGUAG
Lodderomyces margitis is the source of this 2739-nucleotide messenger RNA. RefSeq lists its product as uncharacterized. NCBI's taxonomy places the organism in Eukaryota, Fungi, Ascomycota, Pichiomycetes, Serinales, Debaryomycetaceae. The record is from RefSeq and is a predicted model, not a curated record. Gene Ontology annotation, cellular component: Sin3-type complex. The transcript has a single exon. Bases 1 to 2739 code for a protein of 912 amino acids.